Messenger RNA from Cuscuta epithymum, 1323 nucleotides. NCBI's taxonomy places the organism in Eukaryota, Viridiplantae, Streptophyta, Magnoliopsida, Solanales, Convolvulaceae. The record is from the annotation of a GenBank genome assembly.
CUGACUCAAACGUGAGGCCGAAACGAGCCCUGAUGACUGCAUUGGAGCAACACAAUUUUCGCAGUCCUAUUUCUAUUUUCUCUAGAGUUUUCCUAAUAACCAUCUCCACGAUUGUGUUCUACAUCUUUUCUGCUGUGCCGGGUUCUCUCUCUCUAAAGCCUUCCAAAUUAAACGAUGAAUGCCAAUAGAGGCAUGUUAUCUCUAAUAAAUUCUCCUGUUCACAUCAGGGCCUCAUUUUUUCACUCCUCUCCUAUCCUCGAACGCAGAAGACGCACCUAUUGGGAUUCUGGUGGAAGGAAGAAUAUUAAGGGGCCAUCAAGGAGGUUUAACUACGAGAACAAAAGGUUUAGGAAAUUCAAUUCAAAACAAACAUUACUGCGAAAUGUUGGUGCAAUCGCGGAUGACCUUUUUCAGAUCUUGCAUCACGAUUUUGAUGAUUAUGAUUCUUCUUCAAGCCAAGGUUGGGAGUGGUUUCAACAAGAUUUUCGGUCUAAUGUGUCCAGUGCUCGCAGAUCUAGGAACAAAGGAUACCAUAAAUGGAGAGGGUUUCAUUUUGUUGAAGAUUUGGACUUCGAAGUAGAUAGUAUUUUCCGCACUGGAUUAGGUGGUAAGGAUUACUAUAGAUGGUCAUUUGUAAAUGAAGAUGUACGAGAUAGGCAUUCAUCACGUCACUCUAACAUUCACGGGAAUUCAAAGUGGAGGUUUAGAUUUAAAGAUGAGUAUGGGUAUGAUGAUAAAUCAACAGAAUGUGACACCCAUGAAUCAGGUUUGGUUUCAGAGCGUCUGGCCCUUGGGUUGAAUGCCUCUGGUCCUUUAAAUCUAGAAGAUGUUAAAAACGCAUAUCGAGCAUGCGCAUUCAAAUGGCAUCCAGACCGCCACCAGGGCCCAUCCAAGAUUGUUGCAGAAGAGAAAUUUAAGGCGUGCAGUGCUGCUUACCGAUUGCUGUGUGAUAAAAUGGCUCUCAACUAGUCAUUUUGCUGGUGCAGAAUUGACAUUUUUGGCUCUUCAACAAUGCGUCUCCUCUAAUUUUCUCUAUUUAUUUCUUUAGCUUACAAACUGUGUUACUAAUGCAAGAAUGCAAAUUUGAUAUCCUUGCGACCUUGCAUAAUACAUAGUAGUAACAUAUUUCUUAAACACUUUUCUUUUUUCAAUUACGUGGUAGGUGUUCGAACUUCGAAGGAUGUAAAAUAUGAGUGCAGAUCUGUUGUGAAUUGUGAUAUAUAGGCUAUAGCCCCCCAUCCCAAAUGACCAGCUCUUAUUUAAAUGUUGAUCUUUCUCUUAUGAGCAAAUAAAUAAAAAAGAAGAGAAACUAUUGAAUUGGCG